This is a messenger RNA of Magnolia sinica, 1399 nucleotides long. Its product is annotated as F-box protein At3g07870-like. The transcript has a single exon. NCBI's taxonomy places the organism in Eukaryota, Viridiplantae, Streptophyta, Magnoliopsida, Magnoliales, Magnoliaceae. The record is from RefSeq and is a predicted model, not a curated record. The coding region runs from base 126 to 1232 and encodes 368 amino acids. Gene Ontology annotation, molecular function: protein binding.
UUUGAAGAACCUGACGCGUGCCAUAGACGUGGGCUGGGCCUUUUAAACGGCGACUUGCAGCUGUAGAAGGUAAGGAAUCGAUAGAGGCCCCAGAGAUUUUAGGGUUUCAGAUUUCAGCGAAAGAGAUGAAGAGUGAGAUGCAGCGUCUCCGAACGGAUAUAAUCGUAAACAUCAUUUCAAGACUCUCUGUAAAAACUCUCUCGAGGCUCAGGUGCGUUUCUACCUUCUGGCGCGCUCUAAUCUCCGCCCCUCAUUUUCUGUCCACACACCACGAUCUGGCUGCAAGGGAACCUCUCUUCUUAUUCUCUACACUCAGUCGGGAAGACAACGACCGUUCAUUUACCAUCCACCUAUCCUCAAUAGACCAGCAGGGAAGGGUCUUAAACACCUUCAGAAACAAGAUCGCCUGUGCUGUGAACUUAUUGUACACUCGCUUCAAUUUGGUGUGCUUCGCCGGAAGGGACUGCAUCUAUGUCUGCAAUCCAAGCACUGAAGAAUUCGUAGCUCUUCCACGAGCUUCACGUCCCACUAAUCCCCGUUUUGCGGUGGGUCUUGGAUAUUCGUCCUCCUCCAAGGCAUAUAAAGUCAUCCAUUUGUUCAAGUACUACUCAGUUGACGAUGAGAUAGGUCAUUGCCGAGUAGGAUGUGAAGUCUUUACCUUAGGUGGCACAGAUUCCUCAUGGAGAAGAGUUGAGGAUUGCCCGUAUAAGGUCUCUGCCUUAUAUCCUCCGCCUUUUGUGGAAGGAUCCCUACAUUGGAUUAUUAUUGGUUACUCUGAUGAUGAAGUUGAACUGAUAAAAACAAAUAAUGUAGUUAUACUUUCCUUCAGUGUCGAUAGAGAAGAGUUUAGAGUGAUUCCGCAUCCGGAAUUCUGUUCUAGUUCCGAUUGCCGUAGGGGGCUAUUGCGUUUGGUGGAGUUGGGAGGGUGUCUGUGCAUGCUAGAACAGAUUCAACCAUCAAAACUCAACAUAUGGAUGUUGAAGGACUACAAGAAUCACAUUUGGGUUAAGGAAUAUACCAUCAACCUUGCACCCCUGGGCAGUCGUCGUAUCUUUCUUAAUCCUAGAGCCAUUCGAAGUGAUGGUGCAAUCUUGAUGGAGACGCCUCGUGAAAGCUUGGAUUACUAUGACCCAAAAAGCGGGACUUCUACGAAGGUUGAUGGAAUUAAAGUGGGGGAAUGGUUCCAAUUCAGCUAUUAUGUAGAAAGUUUCUACUCAUUGGGAAGUAGAUGAUUUUCUUGAUGUUCUGUCAUUAAAGUCAGUUUGUUUUAUUCAAACAUGAACCCUAUGUGUUUUUUGAUCCAAAUCACUGUGCUACUAAAGGCUUGUCAUGGUUCUUUAUAGGAAUUUGUUUGCAUGUGUAUGGAAAGUUUACAUUCUCCAUAAAAUAUUUAAAUUUU